ACUCGGGUGGGGGUGGGGGGGGGGGGACCAAGAUACGGCAACCUUUUAGGCAACACCUGCGAACGCCAGGGCUCAGUAGGAGACGAUCUGACCUCCCUGUGUGACCUCAGGACUCACGCUCUGCAACAGGACGCCAACAUGAAACCGCUUCUCGUCUUGGUGGCGUCAGUGGCGGCCCUACACGUGUGUUCCGGCCUCUCCUGUCAGCCAUGUAGUGAAGUCAAGUGCAGUCGUCCGAGAGGCUGCGCAUUUGGCACCGUGAGGGAUGUCUGUGGAUGCUGCUACGUGUGUGCGAAGGGCCCCGGACAACCCUGCGGCGGAAUGUGGCUCCUGAACGGCAAAUGCGGCGACGGCUUCAAGUGCCAGCCCACCGAAGGACAGCCGAUGAUGGCUCUCCCUGAGGAGUACCUCGACGGCGAGUGCGUGUCCCUGGCGCCGCCCACGCCGGCCGCCCUCACGCAGCUGAACCCCCUGGAUGGAAUGCAAGGACAAGUUCCAAUCUCUUCGGCAGGAGGACCCGGGGCCUCGGGACUCGCGGGCAGCCAACGCAUAGGCAAGAAGAAGCAGCUCGCGAAGCAGCACUCGGUCCAGCUGUACGGAGGAAUCCCGGAGAAGUACCGGAAGCUGCUGAGGCAGGCGAGGCGAAGGAGGCCCAAGCGCCAGCUCUCCUCCCUCAUGGACCGCCGCGUGGGAGGGACGCGCAGGGUGGCCAAGGUGCACACCCACCGCGUCUCGUCAGGGAUCCCGCCCAACAUCGCCGCGUUGCUGAGGCAGUACCGAAAGAAGCAGAGAAGAGCGAGGCGUGAAUACCAGUAACCCGGUGGAAGAAAGCCAGUCGACGAAACCAGGAAAAUGCUCCAGAAAACUUGUAGAACUAGGCAUAUAUGUUGUAACAAUCCACAUUUUCAUUCAUCACCAUUUAGUUACCGGAAUGUUUGGGAAAGUUUAUGACAGAUGUUGUUGUAGGUUGACGUUAGUUCUUCAGUGUAAGACAAUAUAAGUUCAUAGCUAAGUGAUAAUUUUUGGUCAUUUGUAUUCAAAUAAAAUGCUGAACGUUGUAAA
Molecule: messenger RNA, 1062 nt
Organism: Penaeus vannamei (Pacific white shrimp)
Lineage: Eukaryota; Metazoa; Arthropoda; Malacostraca; Decapoda; Penaeidae
Source: RefSeq, a predicted model, not a curated record